GCAGAUUGUGUUGUGAAGUUUGUGAAUGUUUUGUUUUGUUGGUGGUUAAUUCAUUACCAUGGAGUGCACACAGCGGCUAGAAAGCACUCAGGAAUAUUAUAGAACAGACAAACAGUGCCCCGAACAGAUUGGGUUCUUAGGAAUAUGUGGAGUCAAGCAUCCAGUGAAAAAAGGGCCAAACAAGAUUGGAAGAGAUCCACAAACAUGCAGUAUUGUUUUAAAUUUAAAUUCUGUUUCAAGACAACAUGCUGUAAUAAAUAUAUUAAACCAAAGAGAAUUCAUGCUGAUGGAUUUAGAUUCAGCUAACAAAACAAAACUAAUGGAUAAAGUCUUGCAACCAUAUGUACCACAACCUCUCAAGGACGGUGAUAUGGUCCAGUUUGGAGAUAUAUUUGGUGUCUUUAGGCUUCUUGAAGAAAAUGAUGAUUUACCAAUGACACAAGCUAUUGAUAUCCCAGAGACCCCAAUCUCUACUAGGCAUAUAUCAAAAUUCAACAAAGCACCAACUACUACUGUACCUGAGUCACCUGAUGUGAGCGACAGGGAUGAUUCAUUUAUUGCACCUUCCCAAGCAAAGACAGGGCAAUAUUUAAAAAAAUCCAAUAGCCAUUUCAUAAAACCUUCAUUAAAUGUAAUAUCUAUACAACCUAUUGGAUCUAAAAAUAUUGAUAAUGUUUACUGGAGUUCUGGGAAACAUUCAUUAUCACUAAAUUCUUCAUUAGAUGAGUCAAAUGAUAAAUUUAAUAUUUCCAAUAAACAUGUUGACAAUAGUAUACAUGAGAUGGAAACACAAAGUCCAUUUUCAGUUGUUCAAGUUGAUGUUCCAAAUAAAAAUAUACACGAAAUGGAAACACAGCUUCCAUUUGCAAAUGACAAAUCCCCAAAACAAAAGAGAAAUAACAUUAAUGAAGAAAAUAAUAUACAUGAAAUGGAAACUCAAAUGCCAUAUGUAAAUGACAGAUCACCAUUACGUAAUAGAAAUAAUAUGAAGGAAGAAAACAGACAUGAUAAUAUACAUGAAUUGGAAACACAGAUACCAUAUGUAAACAACCAAUCACCAAAUAAAUAUGAUAAUAUACAUGAAAUGCAAACACAAAUACCAUUUGCAAAUGAUAAUGUUGUUAAUCAAAAUAAAAAUAACAUUCAUGAAAUGGCAACUCAACUUUUGACAUCAAAAGAAGUUAAUGACAGUGUAGAUUCUAUUUAUACAGCUCAAACACAAAAGCCACAUUCUCCUAUUCGUGACAUAGCCAGGCAAUUACCCAUACUAGGCAAAGAAGAGUUACCUGAGGUUUGUAAAAUAGAUAAACAGCAUGAGAUGAAGUUUGAUCUAUUCACAGCAAAUAAAGAAAAUGAAGAUGAUAUAUUUACAGCGGAAACACAGCCAUUUAUUGAUCCACAAGAAAUAACAAAGUACCAUACAGGAGAGUUGAAUUGUGUUAAAGAUUCAAAAAAUCAAGUGCUGGAUAUAUCCAAGUCUGACGACGAUAUUGUAUUAGAAGAAAUGGAUGCUGAAUAUUGUGAGGAUGAUUUCCAAUCUCAGCCCUUAUUUCCAUUAGACGAUAUCCUAGAAAAUAAUGAUACCAAUAAAGUAUUGUCAAAAGACCCACAGUUACUUGACCAAACAGAUCAACUAAAUAAAAAUAAAAAAAUAGCAGCAGACAUUCAUUCGGACAGUUCAGCAGAUUGUGAAGAUAUAAUUAACGCGCCUACACAAAAAAUUGCUAUUGAUGAAGAUGACGAUCUAACUGACUGUGAAGAUACAUUAGAAGAUAUACCUAAAAAUACUACAGAACGCAAAUCUGAAGUUACCAGUGGUCAAAAUGUCAACUUCGAAGAUUUGCUUACUCAAAAAAUUGACGAUGAUAUUGAUGAUUGUCCAACUCAAAUAAUUACAGCAGUUAAUGAGGAAAAUAAAGAGCGUCAUAAUUCCAAUAAGGAUGUAUGCUUUGAAGAUAUGCCAACACAGAUUAUUAGUGAAGAAGAUGUGAACAGUACAAUACAACAGAGAAGUAACGAUGCAAGCGCACCCAACGUCAUUAAUAAAAAUAAUUUUGAAAGUCCUUUUAAAAUACCUUUAAUAUCACCUAUAAAAGUCAAAAGGAAAGAAAUUAAAUUAACUCUAGUUAAAGAGAACUUGACUCCAAAAAAAAUAGUACCAGAACACCAUAAUGAUAAUGAUGAAAAUUAUUACGCAGCAACACAAGAUAUCUUGGAAGAUUUAUGUAGCCAACAAGGUCAAUCUCCACAAGCUGCGCCCAUAAAAGCUAAUAGUGGUGAUAAAAUUAGCAUGGAAUCAGAUGAUGAAUUAGUGCCUUGUUCAGUUGAGGAAUAUAAAACAGGCAAUAAAUUUCCACAUCUUGAUAACGAUUUCAAAUCCUCUAAAUCUACAGACAGCACUGAUGAAGAAGAAAUUAGCUUAAUGCCAAAUCUGUCAAGUCAACAAAUCAGAGAAGUGAUAGGAGUUAGUCCCCAAGUGGACAAACUUAAAAAAGUACCUAGUGAACCCUCUGAUGUAGAGGUAACUCCAAAAAAAGUACGAAGUUUAAAGUUUAUGGAUGUCGAGUUACCAGACAGUCAAGAAAUUAAAACUACUGUGUCACUUCACCACAAAAUUUCUGUCACAGAAUCGUCUAGUGAAUCUGAAACGGAAAACGACUCACAGGAACAAUGCACACCAAUCUUAUUCCGAAAAAAGAGAAAGCCAAAAAAAGAUGCCAAAGUAGAUUUAACAAAGAAAUUUGAUGUUGCUUCUUUGCCUACUCGGAUCAUAACACGCGUUCGGAAACCAACCGUUAAAUUACAAAAUAAUGAAAUUGAAUCUACUAAAACGACGAAUAUAUUAAAGCCAAAAUUCAUUACUGAACAAGAAGAUGAAAUUGACAAAGAUAUUAUACACGAGAAUAUAUCUAGAUUAAAAAAUAAAAGUGAGAAGUCUAAACGCAAUAAAGAUCAAAAUAAUAAAAAACUAAGCAAUGUAAAAGAUAAUAAGAAACAGAAAGAAAAUCAGAAACAAUUAGACAUACCUAAUAAUGGCAUAGAACAUAAAAUAGAAUAUUGUAUCAAUAUUAAAGACAGUAAAGAAUGUGUCAAAAUAGAUUCAAUUAUAAACGAAAGGACAGAAAACAAAGUUUUAGCUACGAGAUAUAAAAGUGAUAAUAGCUCAAAAUCAGAGCCUAAAUUAAAAUCUGAUUCUGAAACAUCUGCUCUUAAGACUACAUUUUCUGACAAAGAUAAAAAAGAUGAUAUAUGCAAAAAUACUAGUACCGAGACCAAUGUAAGUACAAGAAGUAAGCGUAGUACAAGAAAUAGAAAAAAAGUUGAUACAGUAAAGGAUAUUUUACAAGUAGAUGAAAAUGAAGAUAGUAAGAAGACGCGUAGAAAUAAAUCGUCUCGGCAAAAGCAGCCGCCUAAAAAACCAGUCGAAAUUGAUUUGACAGAAGAAAUUGUGACAGAAGUGCGACGAAGUAAAAGGCAAAGGUCUUCCAGAGAAAAAAAGGAUGAAAAGCCAACAGAGCAAAACAAAGCAGUUCAUAAAUCAAUUCUAAAGAAAGAUAAACCAGUUAAACACGAACAAAGCACAGUAUACAGUUUAUCUUCAGGUUCGGGUACAGAUUCUCCGUUGAGCUUAAAGAGAUCUGCCAUGAGCGAUCUUGAUCCUCCCAGUCCUAAAAGGACACGAUCUAAUGUAAGCUCGAGCGAUAUGACUUUAAGGUCAACACCAGCUAGAUUCAACAAGAAACAAUACGUCUUGUUUACGGCGUUCCCAUCCGAAGAAGUGCGAGUCAAACUGGAAAAGUUGGGCGCGGUUAUAGUGUCUGACGUGUCGGCAUGCACGGUAGUGCUAACUCUACAGAUCAAGCGCACGUUCAAACUUCUGUGCUCGGUGGGACUCGGUAAGCCCAUCGUUGGACCCAACUGGGUACAAGCCUGCGCUGAUUGCAAUAUGAUCGUCGAUCCUUGGCUUUAUGUGCUGAAAGAUGAAGCGGCUGAGAAAAGGUUCCAAUUCAAUUUAGAACGCGUUUUGUUGAGCAAACGCAAUUUCCUUAAGGGGUACAACGUGUCGUCAACGCCUAAAGUAUUGCCAAAUGCGACAGAAAUGAAAUGUGAGGCUCCUCUUCCACCCCGCCCUGAAAAGGGCAAGUUAAUGUGGAAGCCCUACCUGGUAGAACCCGCUGCGGUUCACCUCACGCGAAUGGAUGAGUCCGUAAUUGUCGAAUGUUCAGGUGGUACAUGGAAAGAAGGUGGUCCACAAUGGAUUUGUGUAUCAUGUAUUGCUGAUAAAGCACUUUGGCCCUCACUGAAGAAGAGAGGGGCGACAGUUGUAGCCCCAGAAUUUAUAUUGGGAGGAGUAUUACGGCAGCGGUUAGAUAUACAAUCAAAUAAACUGUAAAGUGUUUGAUGUCACCAAGUACAGUCGGUAUGUCUGGUUAUUCAAAUCUAUGAAAUUUCUCCACUUGAAUUUAAACCUUUAUUGUUUAACAGUAGAGUUUAAAAUUAAAUACGGAAAUUUGACAUUGAUAUAAACUAAUGUACAGCCGUGUGUACAAAUAUUUCAUGUCUAAUUGAACAUCACAGAUUAGUUUAGGUUGUUAUUAGAUAGCGUUAGUGUUCCAAAUUUGAUAAGUUUAACUUUUUCUUAACCGUCUUCGAAAUAGAAGUGUGUUUGUGUCCGGUCAUAAUUAUAAACCGUUUUUAACGUACUUUAUUAUUUAAUAUUAUUUGUUAUUCAAUUUUAUUCAACAAAUAUAGUAUACCUUCCGGGAUGAUCCCAUAAAACUUGUAUUGUGAUGUGAUCAGUAGAUUUGUUUUGAAAUCAAAAAAGUGAAAAAUAAUAUAUUCAAGAAAUAGGCAAUUUUGAAUUGACAUUGAAACUGCCCCAAUUCUUUUUAUUUAUUUAUUUUGAGCUUAUAAUGAAUUUGGUUUAUAUUGCAUCCGCAAUACCUUUGCCUCUUCUUCUCUUUUUAAUUUGGACAAGUAAGUAAACAGACAUGUUUAUUCACAAACAAAAUAAAUCAAUCAAAUUUUAACACAAGCGCCAUCUAUGGAGACAAAAAAAUGACAUGGUGCACUUUGAAAUGAAAAAUAUUGGGGUAGCGAUGGAUACAAAAAUAAAUAUAGUGCAUCAUGUCUUAAUCAUAUGUUUGCUAAGUUGUAUAUAAAUUUGUUUUGUCGUCUGUAAACUUUGUUCGACGCCUGUGUAAUAAAAAUGUGAUUAUGUGUAUAUAAAAAAAAAUAUUUGAACAAAAUAAGUGUUAUGUAUUUGGAUAUCCAAUUUAUUCCAGUACAUUCCCUGUUAUUGAUUUAAAAUAGAUUAGCUCGUCUUAUAUAGAGCUUUGUCUUUUUUUCUUUCUACACAUCAAUAACUUUUAUAAUUGAUAUAGAAAUAUAAGUAAAUUUAAAUUUUGGUAAUAUUUGAGUUUCAGAAAAAGAAUAUACAAGUAAUUAUCUACUUUCUUCAUAAAAAAGUGGAACAAAUACCUACAUUUUUAACCACUUAUUAAAUUGCUUAAAGAGCAUAUUAAAAAAUAUU
Molecule: messenger RNA, 5533 nt
Organism: Diatraea saccharalis (sugarcane borer)
Lineage: Eukaryota; Metazoa; Arthropoda; Insecta; Lepidoptera; Crambidae
Source: the annotation of a GenBank genome assembly